Astrephomene gubernaculifera is the source of this 1204-nucleotide messenger RNA. NCBI's taxonomy places the organism in Eukaryota, Viridiplantae, Chlorophyta, Chlorophyceae, Chlamydomonadales, Astrephomenaceae. The record is from the annotation of a GenBank genome assembly.
UGAGCCAUAUUUCGCGCAGGAUAUCUAGCUUUACGUACACUUGAAGCUAGGCUUCUUGGAACAGCAAGAUGACUGCCCCUCCUUUAGUUGAGGUCGACGAGUCGGUGGUCCUAGACCUUAAGCAAAAGUUGUUAGACCCUAAGACGACUCUUCCUGAGAAGUAUCGCGUCCUUUUCUCCUUGAGGAACGUGAAGGGCGCGGCUGCACAUGACGCCCUAGAGCUAGCUUUAAAGGAUGAGAGCGCGCUGUUUCGCCAUGAUGUUGCCUUCUGCCUCGGCCAACGACAGGACACCCGCGCUAUAUCAGUGCUUACCAACAUCCUCCACAACACAGAAGAGCACCCCAUGGUGCGGCAUGAGGCUGGGGAGGCGCUUGGAGCCAUCGCCACGGAUGAGUGCCUGCCACCGUUGCGGGAUCACGAGGAGGAUCAAGUACUAGAGGUUGCCGAGACGUGUCAGCUGGCGCUGCAGCGGAUAGAGUACCUGCGAGCGCACCCCGAGGCAAGCAACGAGGAGUCGCCGUACUACAGCGUGGAUCCCACUCCCGCGCUGCCGGCCGGCACCCCCACGGAGGAGCUGAGGGCCAUUCUGCUGGACGAGCGGAAGCGCAUGUUUGAUCGCUAUUCCGCGUUGUUCGCGCUGCGUAACAAGGGCGGCAAGGACGCGGUUUCGGCGCUGGGAGCAGUGUUCGGCGCGCGCUCAGCGCUUCUGAAGCACGAGGUGGCUUAUGUGAUGGGGCAGAUGCAGGACGCUCAAGCCGUACAAUACCUAACGGACGUGCUCAAGGGCUCAUUCCCUAGCCCAUCUCCUUCUCAACCCCUCCCUCCAGAACUCCACCGAGCAUGCCAUGGUGCGCCACGAGGCGGCCGAGGCGCUAGGUGCCAUCGCCGACAGCGUCACUGUGGGGUUGCUGCGCGACUUUGCGGCCGACCCGGAGCCCAUCGUGGCGCACAGCUGCGAGGUGGCGCUGGAUGUGCUGGACUUCGAGCAGAGCGGGCAGAUGGAGUACGCGGAUAAGGGGGCCAAGGAGGGAGAGGAGAAGCCGCGGCGGCCGAUUUGCCCGUGCAGGGGUUGAGGACCCGUGCGGUUUGAGGGAAGAGAAGGGCUGGUGCGCGCGAUGGGGCUUUGUACCGAUGUGGGUGUGAGUGUUUUGCGGCUCUUCUGGUAUGAGGCAAGGCGGCGGCGCAAGAGGUGGCGUGCUUCUU